Molecule: messenger RNA, 1242 nt
Organism: Quercus robur (English oak)
Lineage: Eukaryota; Viridiplantae; Streptophyta; Magnoliopsida; Fagales; Fagaceae
Product: ankyrin repeat-containing protein NPR4-like
Exons: 3
Coding region: 1-1083 (360 amino acids)
Source: RefSeq, a predicted model, not a curated record
AUGAAGGUAAAGCAUACAUUGGCUUUAAAACUCACCAAGACUCUAGCAGAGGUGGAUACUACAUGGAUUCAGCUUCACAAUCCUACAACAGAAAACAUUGCGAUUCACGUAGGGUGUCCAAGUUUGGAUGAGGGACAAACCGAGGAGGAGCAAACCGAGGAGGAACAAACCGAUCAGACAUCUUACACCCCAUUGCUUAUCGCAGCCAGCAAAGGAAUAGUAGAAAUAGUUGACAGCGUGAUUCUGGUGAAACCUCAGGGAAUUGAGCACGUCACUCCGCCACUGACUCGUAGGCUGGCUUCACGGAUUGAUAAGAAAGGCUACACUAUAUUGCAUCAUGUUGCCGACAUGAAGAACUAUGAUCGGGGACCCCAACCUGGUCCUGCUUUCCAAUUGCAGGAGGAGUUGAAAUGGUUCGAGCGUGUGCAGAAAAUAAUUCCUGACCAUUAUGUCAUGCACCACGACAGAACUAAUCAAAUGACAGCAGAAGAGUUAUUCAAAGAGAAACACUCUAAACUUCUCGAGAACGCGCAAAAGUGGAUAAAGGAGACCUCUCAAUCAUGCUCUGCAGUCGCGGUCCUCGUUGCCACUGUAGUUUUCGCGGCUGCCUACACUGUCCCAGGGGGUAACGACGACACAGGCCAUCCAGUUUUCCUUCACUCUCCAUUCUUCCUGUUCUUCACUAUCAUGGACGUUCUCUCCCUUGCGAGCUCUUUGACUUCCGUUGUCAUGUUCCUCUCCAUUCUCUCUUCUCCAUUUGAGUAUGAAAAUUUCCGUAUAUCACUUCCGCGGAAGCUGACAUUAGGGUUCACGUUGCUCUUCUUCUCUGUCACAACAACCAUGCUUAGUUUCGCGGCUACUAUUUUGCUCAUUAUUCAUUUUAAGAAGACAUCUUGGACUACGACUGUGAUUUAUACUGCUGCGUUCCUUCCUGUCUGUGUGUUUGCGCUUAUGCAAUUCCCAUUGUACAAAGCAUUCUCCAGUACUUUGCGAGCCCUUACCAAGAAAAUAUUGAAGACGGUACUUCCCCAGAAAUUCACUCCUCGUUACUUGCUGACAACCAUUAAGCGAAAAUGGGCUUAACCUCCUCUUCCUUUUUCCAUCAUGAACUAAAUGUCAAAAAUCUUAUCUAUAUUACUGUAUUGCCAUGAUUUAUUUUUAUGUAAUAAGGCAAUGAGAAAUUAGAUAUUUCUCAUCCCUGUGCGUGCUUUUAUGAGUAAUAAAGGAACUUCUUUCUAGCCA